UUUUGUAUUAAUAUUAAAUUUUGAUUUUUUACGAAAUUACAAUAAUUAAAAAUGUGUGAUGCAGGCUUUGGUAAAAGAAGUGAAGAAGAUUAAUUUGCUAGAACUUGACAAGAAAAUAAGAGGAGGUCAAGAAGUGUUGAAUGCUAAAUCUUAUUGAAACUUUUUUAUUGGUCAUUUAUAAGUUGGUGAUAAGUUAUUUUUUUCGGCAAUCGGACUUUUCUACGGCAUUGAUUUUCAUAUCACAAAAAAAAUAAUAAAUCCUUACGAGCAAUAUUUUCAUUUUGAUAUACAUCCGAUCGUUCGCCAGUUUCUCAGAUAUUAGAAUAUAUUUUUUGUGGAAAAUAUGUAUAGAUUCAACAUUUCCGCACCUGGUAAAGUGUCGUUAUACGGGGAUUCCAUAAAGGGAUCUAACAAAACUUCGGUGGCAGCCAGCCUGAAUAUGCGUACUAAACUCUUAUUCGCUUCGAUAUUUCCAAGAAUGAUCCCGAAGGAAUGUAUCCAACUAGAUUUCUCCAGUAUUAAUUUACACAUGAAAAUACCAUUAGAUUCAUUCCUCAGAUAUUUCUUUUAUGAGAAUUUCAAUCGUCAACGUCCGGUAUUUGAAAUUUAUAAUCAAGUUAAAAGGUACGUCCAACUGUUAAGCGGAUGCAGCGGCAAUUAUGAUCCAAGCGAUCUUCGACACCGGUUAAGCUUAGAAGCAUUUUUCUCCCUGCUCAUUGUUAUCGCUUACGAACAAAAUAUUAAUAUAACAUCCAGUUUUAUCGUAAAUGUAUCAACGGAACUGUCAUUUGGCCACGGUCUUGCCAGUUCUUCAUCAUUCGUCGUAUGUCUCGCGGCGUGCUUUUGGCGUUGGUCAUUGCUGCAGAAUGGGAUUGCUCGUUUUGAAUUCCUUCGUAAUGAUCUUGAAAAAAUUGCGAUUUAUGCUGGUUAUUGUGAUGAGAAGAUAUACAACAAUACCAUGUGCCCGAUAGACAUUUUUGUAAUCGUAAAAGGUGGAAUAAUAGUAUACGAAAACAAUGCAGUGUUGAAGAUGUAUCAACGUUUUCCGAGCAUAAAGAUCUUGCUGGUCUAUUCAAAAGUUAAUAAGAACAUCGAUAUAAAUAGGAAAGGUUUGAAGGUUUGUCGGAAAUCUAUUUUGGAUAGCAUCAGCAAUUUAUCUCGGACAUCUAUUAAUGUAUUCGAAAAGAUAAAGAAUAGUCUAACUAAUAAGGGUAAUAUUAGUGCCAGCGAAUUAGAUAAUUUUCCAAUGACUUACUACGAUGAAUUAGCGGAACUUGUCCGUAUGAAUCAAGAAUUAUUAAAAAUAUUAAACGUACCGUAUGGAAAUGUAGACUUUAUUUGUGCAAUUGCGCAGGAAUAUUUUUUACAGGGAAAGAUGACGAAUAGUAUAGGUGAAUACAUUUUAAUUUUAUUACCACCAGACAUCGCAGUGGAUCAUCUCGAUAAACUCAUUAACGUACUAAGUGAUCAUGGUUUCCUUGCCGUGACAACUACUUUGUGUGGAAAAUGGGCUGGUGUAGGAAUUGAAUAGUACAU
Molecule: messenger RNA, 1536 nt
Organism: Pogonomyrmex barbatus (red harvester ant)
Lineage: Eukaryota; Metazoa; Arthropoda; Insecta; Hymenoptera; Formicidae
Product: mevalonate kinase-like
Biological process (GO): isoprenoid biosynthetic process; isopentenyl diphosphate biosynthetic process, mevalonate pathway; cholesterol biosynthetic process
Cellular component (GO): cytosol; cytoplasm
Molecular function (GO): mevalonate kinase activity; ATP binding
Source: RefSeq, a predicted model, not a curated record